UUUCCGACUUGUGUUUUUGUCAGAGAAACAAGAAAGAAAAGUUGAGAAACUUUGUAUUUAACGAUUUUGCAUAGUGUCGAAGUGGGCAAAUAACCAAAAAUUGCGAUUAAGGAUGACAGACGACUUCAAUCCACCUAGCACCUGCCCAGACGGAAGAUGCAGGGACAUGUCAGACGAUUUCAUCUACAUCGUUAUCGUGCCGGCCUUCAUUGUUGUGGUGUUUGCAGUUGUUCUUGGUGUUCUAGUAUUUCGACGGAGAACCAAACGGGUAGAACCACCUGAAGAUACUGGAGUGCAGUUGGCAAGAUACAACUCUAUUCGUCGGGCAUCACAGAAUAUUCGGGAAUUGUCCAAUCACAGGGACUCCAUGCUUUCGACCAGCAGAAGUGGCUCCAUGUCCCAUGUGGAUUCAGAGAGGCCUCAAAGGGGGACACGACCAUCUAGAAGCUCCACCUAUUCCGCACCCUCCACCCUACAGAGAGAUAGAAGACCAAUCUCCUCUGAUGAGAGAGUCACAUCCCCACCCACUUACCGGGAACUGUUCUCUGGACAUCAGCCAAGGGACAGUCAAUCAAACAGAUCUAGUCUUCAAGUUCCUUUGGUGUAUUACCAGCACAGUGGGGAAGAAAGAGCCUUAAUUCAAACGCCUUAAAAGGAAAACUUUAUUUAUCUUUUUACAAGUAGAAAGUGGAUCAAUGCAUAAAACAAAGAAUUUGAAAAUAAAAUUUAUUUUGAUUGAUAUAUAUAUAUAUUGUUGUUGUUGAAAAAAUAGCUCUAUAUUGUAAAUGAAUGAAGAUGUGCCAUAACAAAGUAAAAAAAAAAACACUUGAAUGUAGCACUUUUUUUAUAGAUAUGCCAUUGAAAGGAAUGUUACAUUGUUUGCAUGUAAUAGAAGGGAAUUUUUACAUUGUGAAAAGUGCCAAAAUUUGUAAGCUGUAUUUGAAAACUCAUUCAUUGAUAUGUUUUAUAUACCAGUACUUGAUCCCUAGACUUUUAAAAAAAUCUUUAUUUAUUUAUGAUAAUCUUAUGCAAAAUUUUAUUGUGUCAGUCCCUUACACAUAUUACAUACCAGGUUAGCUUUAUGCUCCUAUACAUUAGUGUGGUCAAUAUAUAUCUAUUUGCACAUACAGACAUAUCUGUCUCAGAUCUAUGUGGAUGCAAUCAUUGAUGGUGCUAUGUUACUGACAAAAUACUCAUUUUUAACUUUUAAUUUUUUGUUAAAGAUUUUAUAUUUUGAGAAAUUGAUAUUCCUUUAUUUUUUUGUAAUCAUUACAUUUUGGAGGCAUUAUCUAUAUAAUGAACAAAGAAUAUAACCAUGUAGAUUUACAAGUAUGUAAAUAUAUUCAACUUGUGUUAAAUCACGUUCUUUUAUUAGCUAAAUGAAAAAAGUUAACAUUUUACCAAAAAAAUUCUGAUGUUAAAAUGCUGUAGUAGUUAUGCAGUAGCUACAUAUUUGCAUUUCUAAUACGUGACUGUGUUAUUUUUCUUUUCAAUUCUUGUGCAUUCUUACUGUUGAGGAAUAUUUGUCCAUCUUUGUAAUUAAAACUGCUAUUUAGAUUAGGUUUAUUUCUUUUGUACCAAGUAUUUUACACUUACAUAUUUACAUAUAUGAGUAAAAGCUAUUAAUUUUUUCAGGUUUUGAUCUGUUUUUUAAAUUUUUUUUGACACUACUUAUGGUGCGUAGAAUUAUUUUCUAUUGUGCAAAUAUAUUGAUUAAAUCAUAAUACUAUAUCUUAUCUGCUAUUUGUAUGUACCUGUCUUAAUGUUGUGGCUUUUUAAUGAAAUAAAACAAGACCUCGC
Molecule: messenger RNA, 1800 nt
Organism: Magallana angulata
Lineage: Eukaryota; Metazoa; Mollusca; Bivalvia; Ostreida; Ostreidae
Exons: 5
Coding region: 113-652 (179 amino acids)
Cellular component (GO): sarcoglycan complex
Source: RefSeq, a predicted model, not a curated record